AUGGGGUUUGGGGUUAACCUCUCUAUAAAGCGCCGAAGCCUUUUCUUUUCCCCCGACUUUCUCCCGAGUGCUGCCAAGUACGAGGCCGCCGGCGAGCUCGAACACGUCAAGGGCAUCAUCAAGUGGGGCACCGACUACCUCCUCAAGACCUUCAACUCCUCUGCCGACACCAUCGACAGCAUCGUCGCACAGGUCGGCGAAGGAGACACGUCGAAGGGGCCAGAUGCUAACGACCACUACUGCUGGAUGAGGCCGGAGGACAUCGACUACACUCGGCCGGUGUACGAGUGCCACAGCUGCUCCGACCUCGCCAGCAAAAUGGCGGCGUCGUUGGCUGCUGCUUCGAUCGUGUUUAAGGACAGCAAGACCUACUCCGACAAGCUCGUCCAUGGCGCCAAGACUCUGUUCCAGUACGGAAGGCUACAGAGGGGCAGAUACAGCCCUGGAGGCACUGAUCCCGCCAUCUUCUACAACUCCACCGGUUACUGGGAUGAGUUUCUGUGGGGCGGCUCAUGGCUCUACUUUGCAACUGGAAAUUCCUCCUACCUCCAGCUCGCCACUGCUCCAGCCCUGGCCAAGCAUGCCGGUGCCUUCUGGGGAGGACCGGAUUAUGGAGUCUUCAGCUGGGACAACAAGCUCACUGGAUCUCAGGUUCUUCUCAGCAGACUCAGACUGUUCUUGAGUCCUUGUUAG
Messenger RNA from Zingiber officinale, 693 nucleotides. Its product is annotated as endoglucanase 10-like. Gene Ontology annotation, molecular function: hydrolase activity, hydrolyzing O-glycosyl compounds. The transcript has 2 exons. The coding region runs from base 1 to 693 and encodes 230 amino acids. NCBI's taxonomy places the organism in Eukaryota, Viridiplantae, Streptophyta, Magnoliopsida, Zingiberales, Zingiberaceae. The record is from RefSeq and is a predicted model, not a curated record. Gene Ontology annotation, biological process: carbohydrate metabolic process.